Molecule: messenger RNA, 1928 nt
Organism: Symsagittifera roscoffensis
Lineage: Eukaryota; Metazoa; Xenacoelomorpha; Acoela; Convolutidae
Exons: 3
Coding region: 58-1881 (607 amino acids)
Source: RefSeq, a predicted model, not a curated record
UUUUGACUGUAAAAAAACAAUAUCUGCAGACCAACGUUUGGCUAUAUCGGUCUCUAAAUGGAAGACAGCUUCUCAAAUGGAGCAAAUUGUGAAGAAGUGGUCAUGUUGGAUCAAUCUGUUCACACAUCCACAGACGAAGAUGACGAAAGUGAAAAUGAAGCUUUAAACGGUACUGGAGACACUGACCAAUCAGGUUGCUCCAAAUGGCUGCAUCGAAACGAGACUCCAGUGCGUUGUUUUCAUGUCAGAGAUAUGCAUGUAUCUUGUUGCAAUGUAGUGGCGAUCAGCUCGGACAAAGGAGUUCAUAUUUUCAUUCCACGCUACUUGAGUCUGGAAUUCGUGCGCAAUGCCAUCUAUAGACAGUUGCUGUUGCCUGGUCCUUGGUUUGAGUUGCGGGAGCUGUUGGCGAAUAAGGUCACCAACUCCUACACAAACUUAGCUCCCUUCUCCAACCUCACUCUAAUCAGGAGAGUCAGAUGGGCUCCAUCCGCAAUCCACAUCGCCGCUCUCUCUAACGAGGGACAACUAAUCGUUACCAAAGUUGACUUGUCCUGCAACAGCUCCGAAAGUUUUGCGUCCUGCAACAUCUCACAAACUCUGCUGGAAAAGUUGACAAUAAUUCCUAUUAUCCGACCUACCUUUGCGAACAACUCUGUUGUUAAAAACAGCUGUGAUUAUGGAGACAUUUCACACUUCGCGUGGGUUGAGCGACCCCUGAAAAGCUUUGAAAUGCAUCGGACUUUGGAACUAAUUGUCGUGAAUAAAAAACUGGAUUUAGUUAUGAUGAUCUUGGAUUGUGAUUUAAAGACUACUAAAACCAUUCACUACAGUCAAUUGAAAUUGAGCCCGAGUAUGAUACUGGCGGUCAGUUUUGAAGAUAGUGACCCGGAAACUUCACAAACGAAAGUGGUAAUUGGUUACACUAAUGGGUCCAUUGAUGUCAUUACUUUAAAUAAGCACCUGGUGAUGGCUAACAGUCGCUCAAUAAACGCAGAUGCAAUGAUAGAUCAUGCCCCGAUUUCAUGUGGCACAUUUUGGGUAGCAGGGAAAUUGGCAAUUGUAGCGAAGUUUAAUCGACUUAUUUUUGUACCAAUAGACGAAAAUGAUGAAAAAUUCACAGAAUCAGUUUACGAAUACGAGUUGCCGGAAUCGUAUUUCAUCUAUAGAAUAAAAAUAAGUGGAGAUCGGUUGAUUUAUUUCACUAAAACGGGCGUGAGUGGGUUUUGCGAUUUGCCGAUAAACUUCUACGAGUUGGUGGCAAAUUCGACACUUCAAGAAGAGUUGUCAAAUUUGUUAAAACGAGAACAAAUAGUUGUCGAGUCAAAAUUUAGUAAGUAUAUUAUGGGUUCGAGACCGCAACAAAAUUUGUGCGCUAUCGACACAUCGGAGAAUUUUGAAUUUCUGUUUUAUGUGUACGAAGACGGGUUUGUUCCAAAACGAGAGAAACGCGAUUUCAAACUGGUCUGUUUGUCUACUUAUUCGGAAAAGGGAAAGUUUUCAAGCAGUUCAGAGUCAUUAAAUUGCUUGAACUCUGAUAUUAUUUUCAAUGAGCUGUGGUUUACUAACACGUUCAACUUAGACCCAAACAGUUUCAGCCAGAAAUACUGGCCAAAUAAAGCGUUAAUGGUCUCAAAUCUGGCAGGUUUCAAGUUCAACAUCGAAUCGAUAGCCGGAAAAUGUAGUUUAUGUUCGAAAAAUGUUGCGACAUUGGCGCCGAAUCUGAUUGGCUAUUGUAACGAAGCUCAUGAUUGGCCAGUUUGCAGCAAAGGUCACGUGAUUUCGAAGCCACGUGACAUAGUUUUGUGUCUGAUGUGCCGUAUGCAAUAUUGUACAGAACAUAAACCUUUUUUGUGUUCGUUUUGUGUGAUGCCUCUAUUUUGAUUUUAGUGUCAUCUUUGCUGGUAACUUAAAUUGAAGCUUUAGUUGUA